UGCGCAAGCUCUCCAGGCGGCCCCGCCCCCCAGGGCGCGCCCCCAGGGGCCCGGGGCCUGCUCCUCGGCCUGGCCCGGGCAUGGAGGCCCUGCGGAGGGCCCACGAGGCCGCGUUGCGGCUGCUGCUGUACAGGCCCUGGGCCGUGGGCGCCGCCUCCCGCCCGAAGCCCCGCGCCUCGGAGGUGCUGACGCGGCACCUGCUGCAGCGGCGCCUGCCGCACUGGACCUCCUUCUGCGUGCCCUACAGCGCGGUCCACAACGACCAGUUCGGCCUGUCGCACUUCAACUGGCCCGUGCCGGGCGCCAACUACCACGUCCUGCGCACCGGCUGCUUCCCCUUCAUCAAGUACCACUGCUCCAAAGCGCCGUGGCAGGACCUGGCCGGGCAGAACCGCUUCUUCACCGCGCUCAAGGUCAUCAAUCUGGGAGGACCCUGCCUUAGACAGCGAGUCAGGAAACGCCCCCCACUUGGACAGUGGCCCUGAAGUUGCUGAGCAGGAGUCAUUCCCGCGCUCGUCACUGGGAGCCUUUGGAGGACAAAAACUGGACGGACUUUUAAAGUUUCUUUGUCUUCUUUAUGUGAAAUCUCAGCAAGUGUGUUUUGCUAAGAGCAGUAGGUUCCCUCCAGGCAUCAUAAUUUUCUCAGGUGCUAGAUUUAAAAAGGCAUUUGAAAGAGGCUGCCUCCUUGGGACUUGUGUUCCUGGCCAUCUAAUUCUGGCUGUGACUCCUCCCGGUAGAUGUCCACGUCCUUUUGGUUUAACAGCAGGUCAAUAUCAUGGAUCGUAGAUGUGAUAGCAUUUUAUAGAUCAGGGAAAAAUACAAGCCCUCGAGAUGUUUCGGACCUAUUAAUAGCUACUAAAAAAUUAAUUUAGAUUUCGAUUUCAGUCACUCAAACUCUGCACAAGGAAGCCGAAUCAGAAUAACCCAAAUGGUUUUUAUUUUUUUUAUCCAAAAUUACACUAAACUGUACAGCUGUUCUAGUAUUAUAUAUAAUCCAAUAGUUCAUUAAAUUAAAUAAGACAAGGGCAGUGUUGCUUAUAACUCAUAUGUCACUUAUGGGAUUUUUGAACUAUUGUCCCACUGGCACUGCCCUGGGCUUAAUCCAGGAAAGAGAUUAUAAACAGUAUAUAUAAUCCUUUUAAAAUGUCUCAUUACUUGGCUGAAGGACUACACAGAGCUAUGCCCCCUACUUCUGAGGUUUUUGUAAAGUUGCUAUGAGAUGACUUAGAAACUUGAGACUGAAAGUAUGUGGGAAAGCUGGAGUACUGACUACUUGUGAAAAUGAGUUUGUGGUUAGCAUUUUCAGGAUCAGUAGGAGUCAUUCUUUUCCAAGUAUGGAGUGAUAGGAAAGCUGUAAGGCCGAGGGACAGGGUAACUGAAUAGACCCAGUCCUGUAUUUAAAUGUCACAUUUAAAAGUCGCAUUACUAAUCAUGAUUAUGGCUGUCUUUCAGGUGUCAGGCAUUAAGACACCAAAAGAAGAAAAAAAUUCACAUUCCCACAUAGAAAAUAAAACCUUUUCAAAAAUCCAACAGAUGUGGGGAUGAUUUUUGUUUGUCUUUUAAUGUGGAAGAGCAAUUUAAUAGUCUGGGGGCUUCUAGAAGUUCUUAAAAAAAUGCAGCUUUGAAUGGGAAGAAGAGUUGGAAGUGCAGCCAAGGGAGACCGCGUCCCUGCGUGCUUCAGUACGAUUGACUUACUCUGAAAUGUUUUUCUGGGCUUUUUACCAGUGUAGUAAUAUUUAUGUUGCCUUUUUUUUUUUUUUUUUGUCUGAACUGUGGGAAAUGUGAAUUAAGUAACAGGAUCCUAGUCUGUGAUGUACAGUUUGCCCCUCUGGAUCAUCAAGUCCUUAGUCGGUAAUAAGAAUACAAACGAUUUUAUUCCUCGUCCUCCCUUCUAAAUGAGUAGUAAUCAGAAUAAUUCAUUUUCUGUUUUGUAAAUAAGGAUUUCUGUUUACUCAUUUUCCCUUUCCUCUCCACCUUCCCUCCCACGGAACCGACAUUUUCUGAUGGUUUAUCAGCCUAAGUAUCCUGCUGGGAAAUAAAUUAAGAUUUAAAGAAAAGCAACUUACACUUGGAAUAAAUGAGUAAUAGAAACCUUACUACAAAGUUCCAGUUGUUCUAAGUGCCUAAUUCGACAUUAGUUUAUCUACCGUUCAGUUAACUCAAAAUGAAUUAUUAAUACAAAGAACUGUUUUUCAAGUUCAUUUUGAUGUUCUCUGUCUCUGGUAGUCUGAAUUUUUUUUUCUUGUAGAAUCUUAAAGAUUUUGAUUUUGAUGCAUACAAACAGUUUUUUUUUUAAUCUGUAAAGUAUAGAGGCAACAAAGCUUCCUCGUUAUUACAUUAUUCUCUGCAUUCUAGGGUGGAAAAAAAAUACAAAAAACUCAAUUCAUUCCAACAGAGAAUUUCUGACUCCCUUAUCAACUUGACCCCUGUCAGUAAGCAUGACUGAUAAUGGUUUCUUCAUGGGCUUAUUAUUAACUAGUAAUAAUUAAUUAGUUCUUUAUUAAUGGGGGACAUUUAUUUGUAUGAUUUGUUUUCAAAAGUAUACAUUUUAAAAUAAUAUUUAAAUUGAAGCUGUGGUAAACUUUAUAAAAAAUAACUCUCAGGGUCACUACCAUUCCUUACACUCCACCCUUAGUAUUGGUUUGGAAGGUACCUUGUGUCUGUCUUACUCUCAGUAUGUAUAGAAAACUAAUGAUUGCUUCUAAGGCCUUUUAAAUUCCUCAUCCCAUUGGGUUUCAGAUUUUGGAGUGGUAGUGUCAUGUUGGAAUUCAUUUUACAUUUGCCUUACCUUGUCAGCCUGCCUUCCCACCGCAUACCGCUUGAUUUUCUGUUUCUUUUUUCUUAUCUUUUUGAUGAAUGAUUUGCAAAUAGCAAAUUAUUAUUAUAGUUUUUGAGGAUUUGUUUUUGCCCCUUGAAACAUUUGAGAUUCUUUGGGGCACAAUGAGGGCAAAGACAGCAGUAUACUGUAGAAAGUUCCCUGGGAGCACCAGGGGAUUCUGUGGUGAUAAAAUACAAACUGUAACCUGGUAUGCUCCCAAAAGCAGAGAAGGACCUGAGCAGGAGACACCUGUCUCCUCAGUCCACCGACUCAUUGCCAGCUGGUGCAGUCUCCUCUGUUACACAGGUCCAAAGGGAGCAUGACACAGUGAGGCUAUUCUGCAGCAAAGGAAGAAAAGUCAGCAGUACGAUCAGUGCUGAAUGUGUGUCGGUUUCUCUAUUAACUAGAAAGAGAUUUUCCAAAUGAGCAGUUAUCAUUUUGAAUUGCCUCUUUCUGUCCAUUUCCCACAUGGAAGCAAUAAAAUUAAUACUUGUGUAGGCCUACAGUGUUUGUUUUUGAUCUGUGUGCCUGUGGUUUUAUACACACACAUAUAUAUGCAGUGUGUUUUUAAUAUGUUAAUAGUCAUUGAUUUUAAAUAAGUGUCUUAAAAGUUAAGAAUUCUGGAAAACUGUUUUGCAUUCAACAUAGCAUCAUAUGCAUAUGAAUCCAUAUUUCUGGGUAGUAUAUGUUCAGUUUGAUAUAGAGCAUACAGCAGUUAAUCUCAAAUAAAACAGGAAAGCCUUAUUAAUGGCAAUCUUGAAAGAGAGAGACUUUUUGGAAUCCAUGUAGAUAAGGUGAAACAAGAUUGUUUUCAAAUCAAUUACAAAAUAAUGAGAGAGUUCUUUGUCAUGCCAGGUACACUAAAACAUUCCUAAAAGUUAUAUUUUGCUUUAGAUUUUGAAGAUAAUUGGCCAGUUUCUUAGUUGAACAAAAAUUUCCUUAUCCAUCAGUGUUCCUAUCUAACUUGCAGAACAACAAAGUGGUCCUAGUAAAUUUAGCUUAAAGCAAAUAGGGACAUUUACAACCAAAUUAAUGAAUACUCUUUUCUGCUUAUUUGUGAGAAUAUAAAAUUACUUCAUAAUUAAUUGAAGAUAAUGAAUUAAGCAAGUGCUCUGCAUUAAAGUUUAUAUCAGUCUCAUCUGUGGUUUUAAAAAUCUAGGCUCACAUAAUUGCCACUAUGUCCCACAGAGAUAAAGUCCAGCUCUUCAGGAAUCAUAGUGAGCACCUAGUCAUAUAUUUCUGUGUCUAUAACUUUAUGUCAGCAUUGUUGAAGACGGUUUACAUGAUCAGUAACAUGACAUGUUAGUACAUGAUUAAUAAGUACUGAUCUUCUCAUGUAACAUAUUCAUUUG
Molecule: messenger RNA, 4170 nt
Organism: Alexandromys fortis (reed vole)
Lineage: Eukaryota; Metazoa; Chordata; Mammalia; Rodentia; Cricetidae
Gene: CUNH15orf61
Product: chromosome unknown C15orf61 homolog
Exons: 2
Coding region: 81-485 (134 amino acids)
Source: RefSeq, a predicted model, not a curated record